Messenger RNA from Punica granatum (pomegranate), 1552 nucleotides. The record is from RefSeq and is a predicted model, not a curated record. Lineage: Eukaryota; Viridiplantae; Streptophyta; Magnoliopsida; Myrtales; Lythraceae.
UAGGAGAUGGAUUAGCCAAGAUCAUUGGACCUGUAUUCCUCUUCCAAGCUAGCUUUCCCUGUGAUAUUUGUAUCUUACUAGGAAAUCCUUUUCGAUAUUCCAAGGUACAAGAGUGUGCAACGAUAACGAUGUUGUCUAGAAAAGCAAGUUGUGAUUCGCAUGGGCAGGACUCGUCCUACUUCCUAGGAUGGCAGGAGUAUGAGAAAAAUCCGUACGACGAAGCUAGAAACGCCAGUGGAAUAAUUCAAAUGGGGCUCGCCGAAAAUCAGCUCUCUCUCGACCUGAUAGAGUCAUGGAUAGAGAGAAAUCCAGAAGCGACCGGGUUGCGACGUGGAGGAUCAUUCACAUCCGCAUUCAAACAACUUGCCCUCUUCCAAGACUAUCACGGUUUGCCCGCUUUCAAGGAGGCCUUGGCAGAUUUCAUGGCAAAGAUAAGAGGAAACAAGGUGAAGUUUGAUCCCAACCGGAUUGUUCUCACAGCAGGCGCAACUUCAGCUAAUGAAAUUCUAAUGUUUUGUCUCACUGAACCGGGAGAUGCUUUCCUUGUCCCUACGCCUUACUAUCCUGGGUUCGACAGGGAUCUUAAAUGGAGAACUGGGGUGGAAAUUGUUCCUAUAAACACAUCCUCAUCGAACAACUUCAGGGUCACUGCCUCAGCCAUGGAAGAAGCCUUCUCACAGGCUGAAACCCUAAAUCUCACGGUAAGGGGCAUCCUCAUCACGAACCCCUCGAACCCGCUUGGCACGACCAUGGCCCGGGACGAGCUAGACAACAUUCUACAAUUCGUCUUGGCCAAGAACAUCCACUUAAUAAGUGAUGAGAUCUACUCAGGCACGGUGUUUCACUCACCGGGCUUUGUGAGCAUCUCCGAAGUGGCAAGGGACAACGGAAUAGGCUUGGACCAGGUCCAUCUAGUAUACAGCUUGUCCAAGGACCUGGGACUUCCAGGCUUCCGGGCUGGGCUGAUCUACACUGGGAAUGACGCGCUCAUAUCCACCGCGACCAAGAUGUCGAGCUUCGGGCUUGUGUCAUCCCACACCCAGUUCCUUCUUGCAGGGAUGCUCUCCGAUGAGAACUUCACGGGGCAGUACAUAAUAGAAAAUCGAGAAAGGCUGAGGAAGAGGAAGGAGGAGAUGGUUAUGGGCCUCAGGGAAGCGGGAAUAGAGUGCUUGCCGGGGAACUCGGGCCUGUUUUGCUGGGUUGAUAUGAGGAGGUUGCUUAAGUCAAGAACGUUCGAGGCAGAGAUGGAGCUAUGGAGGCAGCUGAUUUACGAGGUCAGGCUGAACGUCUCCCCUGGGUUGGCCUGCCAUUGCUCCGAGCCCGGCUGGUUCCGAAUCUGCUUCGCUAACAUGAAUGUACGGACCCUCGAGGUUGCCGUGACGCGAAUUAAGGCUUUCACCGUCUCCAUGCAUGUCGACUGAUAAGAAGUAAUUAGUUGGGUUGAGGAUAAUCAAGUAUCUCAUGCUAUAUUCACAUUGUGGGUCCUAAAUUAAUGGUCCCAGACGAGAGAUAGUUUAUUAAUAUAUGCAAAGGUUUCGAGUGUAUUUUCCUA